This is a messenger RNA of Striga hermonthica, 1305 nucleotides long. Lineage: Eukaryota; Viridiplantae; Streptophyta; Magnoliopsida; Lamiales; Orobanchaceae. The record is from the annotation of a GenBank genome assembly.
AUGGCUACCAACACCACCACCAAGCCCAAAAAACCACUCCUCAACCUCCACUCCAACCUUGCUAUCACCCUCUUCUUCAUCGUCGUCUUCACCGUCCCGGCCCUCCUCCUCCUCCACACCCCGUCCGUCUACAUCUCCGCCACCGAUCACCGCCCUUGGUCCGGGGACCUCCGGCUAGCCGAGUUCGCGUGGAACAAGCUCGACCUCGAAUCCCCCGGCCCACGGGUCACCCUCCGGAUCGCCGUCUUUUCUCGGAAGUGGCCCACCGCCGCCAAUCCUGGCGGCAUGGAGCGACACGCCUACACACUCCACACCGCCCUCUCUCGACGCGGCCACCGAGUCCACGUCUUCACGUCCCCUACGGCUGGCCGAGCCUCCACGCCGGACACACAACAACAGAGAGCGCAAUCGUCGCCUGUCGUGCACUGGCACGAGGGCGAGCCUGACAAGUGGCGCUACAACAAAGCAUGGGAACAAUUCGUAGAAGAAAACCGACGAGAACCAUUCGACGUGAUCCACUCGGAGAGCGUAGCCCUCCCCUUCUUUCUGGCCCGCGGGCUCCCGAACCUAGUCGUGUCUUGGCACGGGAUCGCGCUCGAGAGCGUCCAAUCGAGCAUCUACCAAGACUUGGCCCGAAAGCCCGACGAGCCCAUGUCCCCUGCUUUCAAUGCCAGCCUUCAGGGGAUGAUCCCGAAAGUCCUCAACGAAAUUCGCUUCUUCCCGAGCUACGCGCACCACGUGGCGAUCAGCGACAGCUGCGGAGAAAUGCUACGCGACGUGUACCAAAUCCCGACAGGCCGAGUCCACGUCAUCAUCAACGGAGUGGACAAACAGGGGCCCGACGUGUACUUGAUUGUGGCUGGGUCCGGGCCGUGGCAAAAUAGGUAUAAAGAGCUGGGCCCGCAGGUUAUAGUCACGGGCUCAAUGGGCCCAGAUGGGCUUAAGGGGUUUUACAACGCAAUCGAUGUGUUUGUGAACCCGACUUUGAGGCCGCAAGGGCUCGACUUGACGUUGAUGGAGGCGAUGAUGAGCGGGAAGCCCGUGAUGGCGUCGAGAUUUCCGAGCAUUAAAGGGACGAUUUUGGUGAAGGAUGAGUUCGGUUUUAUGUUUGCUCCGAACGUGGGGUCGUUGGGGGAGGCGCUGGCGGCGGCGGUGGCGGAAGGGGCCGGGCGGCUGGCGGAGAGGGGGAAGGCGUGCCGGGAGUACGCGAGCUCGAUGUUUACGGCGUGGAAAAUGGCGCUGGCUUAUGAGAGGCUGUUUCUCUGUAUCAAGAAUGAGACGUUUUGUAUGUACCAUUCAAGUUAG